Messenger RNA from Chenopodium quinoa (quinoa), 762 nucleotides. RefSeq lists its product as uncharacterized. Lineage: Eukaryota; Viridiplantae; Streptophyta; Magnoliopsida; Caryophyllales; Amaranthaceae. The record is from RefSeq and is a predicted model, not a curated record. The transcript has 2 exons. Bases 176 to 514 code for a protein of 112 amino acids. Gene Ontology annotation, cellular component: nucleolus.
CGGAAGUAUCCCUUAUGUGUGUUUUUUUAGCCUGGAGAAUUGGGUAAUAGAAUCCCAAAUUCAACCUUAGAAAUUUGUUUCAGCCUUUCUAUCUUCCACCCUUUCUCUCCAUCCUCAACCACUGUACUCCUUCCUCUACCACCGCCAUUACAACGCCUCUAAACAGCCAUUGCAGAUGUCAGACAAUCCAUACGAGAGAGUUAAAGGAGGUCGCUUAAGCUUCAAAGGUGGAGAACUAGCAACUCGCGCAAAAACCAUUGACAAGAAGAAAAAGAAGAAGAAAAACAAAGAAAUUCAACCAUCUGAUAUUCUAGAUGAACAACAAUCCGCCAUUGAUACUGCUUCUGGAGAUGGUAUUUACACCAUUGAUGCUGCCAAAAAGAUGAAAUAUGAUGAUCUUUUUCCUGUCGAGGCUAAGAAAUUUGGGUAUGAUCCUAAAGCUGCUAAAUCUAAGUCUGUUGAAGAAGCUCUUGAAGAUCGUGUUAAGAAGAAGGCUGAUCGUUAUUGUAAAUAGAGGGGUUCAGAAGGCUUAUCGAGGCUUAUUGACAGAAAAAAGACUAGGAUGCUCAUUAUUAUCCUCAUGUUAGCUAGCAUAAAAUGCUCGAGAGUUUGGAGACCCAUGCCUUUCAAGGCUAUUGAAGCAUUGUAUGCGUUUUAUGUAUUGUUAAUGGUAUCUGGGUUCAUUACCCACUGUUGUAUAUUCUUGGCUUUGAAGGUUAGACAGUUUCUGAGAUUAAGGUUAGAAAGUUCAUGUUUAGCAUA